Aspergillus alliaceus is the source of this 1662-nucleotide messenger RNA. Its product is annotated as MFS transporter. Lineage: Eukaryota; Fungi; Ascomycota; Eurotiomycetes; Eurotiales; Aspergillaceae. The transcript is spliced from 2 exons. Gene Ontology annotation, biological process: transmembrane transport. The record is from RefSeq and is a predicted model, not a curated record. Gene Ontology annotation, molecular function: transmembrane transporter activity. The coding region runs from base 1 to 1662 and encodes 553 amino acids.
AUGUCAUUAUCAGGAUCUGUUCGUCAACCAAGUGACUCGCAGAAAGAUGGAAGGAGUGAACAAGCCAACCCCGCAGAACAUGACAAGUCAAACAGCGGGACGGAAGAUGUGAAUCCGUCUGAGCUUGAAACUCGCACUGGAGGUCAGAUCGAAGAGAGAAAUGCUGACGAAAGAGGAUCGCAGCCGGCUAAGAUAGAGCCCAACACGAAAGUUGACCCUCCCUACUGUGCCCUCUCCGAGCGCAGGAAGGUCUCAGUGAUGCUUACUGCAUCGUUCUCUGGCAUUAUAUCCCCAAUAUCUGCCAGUAUCUAUUAUCCAGCGAUUCCCUCCCUUGCGAAAAACAUGCAUGUCUCCAUAUCCCUGAUCAACUUGACCAUUAUGACAUAUUUGAUAUUUCAAGGAAUUUCGCCUUCUUUCACUGGGUCCUUCUCUGAUGUUUAUGGACGACGACUCGCCUACAUUUUCUGUUUCACCACAUACAUCGCGGCGAACAUCGGCCUUGCGUUACAGUCUGAUUACGCCGCAUUAAUGGUUUUGCGUUGUAUUCAGGCGGCUGGUAGCAGUGGCACAAUCGCCAUUGGGAGCGCCGUGGUAGCAGAUAUAUCUACUCGAGCUGAACGAGGAAAAUACAUAACAUAUGCGACCAUGGGAACGACCCUGGGGCCAGCAUUAGGGCCUGUCAUCGGAGGUCUCCUAGAUCACUUUCUCGGCUGGAGGUGGAUCUUCUGGUUCCUUGUUAUCUUAGGCGCCUUCAAUUUCACUCUUAUUCUUGUGACAUGUCCGGAAACGUGCCGUGCAGUUGUGGGAAAUGGUUCUAUUCCCCCUGCCAGUUGGAACCGACCUUUGUGGGCAGUGCUGAGAGAAUCAGCGUGGCCUCGGAAGAACAAGUCAGAAAAGAAGAUCUACUACGAAACCCUCGAAAAGAGCAGAAAACGCCCGAAUCCACUAACAUCCGUGCAUAUUGCUUUGGAAAGAGAGGGAGGCUUAGUUCUCAUCUACGGGGCACUGCUAUAUGCCGGGUACAUGAUCAUACUGAGCACGUUAACAUCACAGCUCGAGAGCGAGUAUGGAUUCAACGCUAUCCAGGUCGGACUGUGCUACCUACCGCUAGGAAUAGGAAGUCUGACAUCCCGCUGGACUGUCGGACCGCUACUGGAUUGGAAUUUCAAACGGGAAGCCAAGCGCCAAAACCUACCUAUUGUCAAGAAUCGCCAGCAAGAUAUCCGAGACUUUAACAUUGAAAAGGCCCGUCUGACUAUCACAUUGCCUUAUGUGUACGCUGCUUGUUUGUUCCUUCUUGCGUACGGAUGGGUCAUGAGACUCCAAAUUUAUCUUGCAGUCCCCUUGGUGUUGUUGUUUUUCUCGGGCCAUCUCACGACGGGGGCGUUUUCGACUCUAAGCACGUUGAUUGUUGACAUUCAUCGACAGAGUGCGGCAACCGCUGUGGCCGCUAAUAACUUGUUUCGGUGUUUACUUGCGGCGGGAGCGACGGCUUUCGCAGCACCCCUGAUCGAUCGUAUUGGCAUUGGCUGGACGGCUACAUUCAUUGUGGGGGUUUGGAUUGUGUUCAGUGCGUGUCUAUGGGCAGUCUAUCUCUGGGGACAUAAAUGGAGAGAAGGAUUGCACAUCAAAAGGAGCGAGAAGGAUGGUGUAUCCGCAUAG